This is a messenger RNA of Prunus armeniaca (apricot), 1170 nucleotides long. NCBI's taxonomy places the organism in Eukaryota, Viridiplantae, Streptophyta, Magnoliopsida, Rosales, Rosaceae. The record is from the annotation of a GenBank genome assembly.
AUGGGGUUGCUCUUCCGUCCUCUACUUGCACAACGUCUUGGUCUGGCUUUCUUCAAGCAACCGCGCCUCUCUUCUCUACUCUGCUCCGUCCACCAGAGAGGAAGAAGAUAUUCGACAACUUGUGUUGCUGAAUGUGAUGGUCUGCUGGAUGGUGAUGAUAAUGAUGAUGCCAAAGCAAGAGAAAAAGAUGCUGCACUGCGUUUGGCGCUCUCACGGCUUUCUGGCGAUUUCGGUAGAGAGUCUAUGUUGUCUUUGCAGCGGUUUUUUCGCUCAAGACGUCCACCAAUCAUCUCCACUGGCUCCUUGAAGCUUGAUUUAGCUCUUGGGAUUGGAGGAUUACCAAAGGGAAGAAUCGUUGAAAUUUAUGGGCAAGAAGCAUCUGGGAAGACCACACUUGCACUUCACAUCAUCAAGGAAGCUCAAAAGCUUGGAGGAUAUUGUGCGUAUCUUGAUAUAGAGAAUGCAAUGGAUCCUUCACUUGCAGAAUCUAUGGGUGUAAACACAGAAAACCUUCUUUUUUCACAUCCCAAUUCAGCUGAGAAUGUGCUAAACGUGGUUAACACUCUGACUAAAAGUGGUUCUUUGGAUGUAAUUGUGGUUGAUAGUGUAGCUGCCCUGGUCCCCCAGUGCGAACUUGAUGUUGUAAUUGAUGGUGCAUACCGAGAUGCACAGUCAAGAAUUAUAACCCAAGCAUUACGAAAAAUACAUUCUUCAUUAUCCCGUUCUCGAACUCUUAUCGUUUUUGUUAAUCAGGUUAGAUCAAGUCCAAGCGCAGGGCAAGAUUUUGGACCUAUGGAUGAGGUUACUUGUGGUGGAAAUGCCUUGAGAUUCUAUGCGGCAGUACGACUGAGAAUAAAAAGGACACGGUUGCUUAAGACUGAGGAUAAGGUUACAGGUCUUGGGAUUUCUGUGCAAGUGGUGAAAAAUAAAUUAGCACCUGCGAUGAAGAAGGCUGAUCUGGGGAUACAGUUUGGGAGAGGCUUAUGCCUUGAAUCUGAGGUAUUUCAGUUGGCUUGUGAGCAUGGUCUCAUUGCCAAAGAAGGAAGCAGUUACCUCAUAGGACGAAAGGUGUUUAGUACUGAACAUGCAGCUGAACAGUAUCUGGCCAAAAAUGAUGCGCUUUUUGACAAGGCAGUUACGAUUUUAAGGAAAAUGAUGUUCGAAAGAUAG